Molecule: messenger RNA, 3807 nt
Organism: Akanthomyces muscarius
Lineage: Eukaryota; Fungi; Ascomycota; Sordariomycetes; Hypocreales; Cordycipitaceae
Exons: 15
Coding region: 1-3807 (1268 amino acids)
Biological process (GO): transmembrane transport
Cellular component (GO): membrane
Molecular function (GO): ATP hydrolysis activity; ABC-type transporter activity; ATP binding
Source: RefSeq, a predicted model, not a curated record
AUGAUCUUUGAUGUUGCUAUGGCGCGCUCUUACUUCUUUCGAGAAUUUCUCGGCGCUAUUGGUCCUCUGCAAGUCUGUAUCGUGCUCCUCAAGUUUCUCCUCAUUGUUUUUGAGGAAGUGCCGAAGCGCAGCCUCUACCAGUCAUCGCAUCUGCAAUCCACAGUCUCUCAAGAAACGCCUUCUGGCUUCUGGAACAGGUCUCUAUUCAUCUGGCUCAAUCCGCUUCUGGUUUAUGGUUGGUUCAACAACUUUACCCAGGACAACUUGCCUGGGAUUGGUGACGAGUUCGCAUCCGAAAAGCUUUUCGAUCAUUUCCAACCACACUGGUACAAAGUGUCAAAAUUGUCCAAGUACUGCCUGAUCAUUGCGCUGCUCUCCAGUCUUAGAUGGCAAUUUUCUCAAGUGAUGAUACCGCGGCUCAGCUUCGUUGGAUUUAUGAUCGGGCAACCUUUUCUGCUGCAGCGUACUGUUGAGGCGGUGAGCGGAGGCCAUGUUGACAUCAACACCGCCAGUGGCCUCAUAGGUGCUUGCGCUUUGAUAUACGUUGGCAUUGCAAUCAGCAGAGCACUCUUUGAACAUUGGGAAUACCGCCUGGUAACAUGCAUUCGAGGAGUUCUCAUCGUAGCCAUCUACGACAAAAUGUUGCGUCUUAAAGUCGACGACUUAGAAAACUCCGCUGCCGUCACUUUGAUGAGCACGGAUGUUGAUGGAAUCGAACAGCUUAUCUCUAUGGCAUAUGAGUCUUGGACAUGCGUCAUACAACUUGCUCUAGGAAUUUGGCUCCUGUACAGAUUUGUUGGACCAGCGUGCUUCCUCAUUUUUAUUCCCACCCUGUUCACUUUUCUUGGGUCCCUUAUUACUGCCAGAGUUAUUGCAAAGAUUCGUACUGCGGGAAAUGCGGAAACGCAGAAGCGUGUUGCGGCGACCUCGAAUAUCCUUGCUCAGAUGAAAAGCAUCAAGGGCAUGGGGCUCUCAGGCGCUAUGACGGCCUUUAUCGCACGCAAGCGCGAAUUUGAGCUCAAGGUUGCAAUGAGAGAGCGCUACUCCGUCCUUUGGGUCUUCGCAUUUGGCGCAAUCAACUAUACGAUAACGCCGGCACUUGUUUUCGCCGGUGCUUAUUUUUGGACGCGAGCGGAUAACAAGAUGACUAUUUCCGAAAUAUUUACGAUUCUUGCCAUUCUUUCCAUUUCCACCAACCCUUUGAUCAGUUUGUUCAGAUCAAUCACAAAAUGGGCCGCCGGGGCUGCAUCCAUUGGGAGAAUCUACGAUUACUUCAUGCUCCAGGAGCUACAGGAUCCUCGUGACGUGCCAGGUCGGACUGCGGAUCUCACCGACGGCCAAGAGAAGUCGUCUACACCACAAAGAAAGCCGUUUGCCGUCGAAUUCAACGGCGUAUCUGUGGCAGUCCCCAUCGCUGGCCUUAUUCUUCAAGACAUUAGUUUACAAAUUCCAUGGGGCAAUUUAGCAAUUUUGUGGGGGCCUAUUGGCUGUGGUAAAACUACAUUUCUCAACGCUAUCUUGGGCGAGCAAGAGCUGAGCACUGGGACUGUGUCUGUCGGCUCGAAGAACGUUGCCUUCUGUAACCAAGAAACAUGGAUCCCAAACAGCACGAUUCAAGAAGCUGUAAUAGGACAGCUGCCGCUUGACAUGACACGAUACAGAGCGGUCAUUAGAGCAUGCGCCCUUGAUGUCGAUAUUUCAGAUCUGCCCGACGGAGACAAAACGAAAACUGGGAGUGGUGGCUGCAAUUUGAGCGGCGGACAGCGACAAAGACUGAGUCUCGCGCGGGCUGCCUAUACGGAAGAGGAAAUUAUCGUUGUUGAUGACGGCUUCAGUGCUGUAGAUCCGGAGACCGCAGGGACCAUUUUCGAGCGACUGUUUGGCCCUAGUGGUAUGGUUCGUGCCUGGAAUUGCACUAUCAUUAUGACAACAAACAGACUCGAUCUGUUGCAUUACGCUGAUCAAACUCAUCAAUUCGCCAAGGAUGGUCGCGUUACUCAGAAGGAUCCCAAUGAAUACGAUGGGGCUGCAGAAGGUUUUGAAAGCAGCGGGAACGAAGAUUCCGCAGCAAACCCAGCCCAGCCUGUGGCGGAGAUCAGCGACGGCGAGGAUCCCGAUAUGCCUCAGGUCCAGGCCGAGGAUGAAGAAGUUCUAGACGAAUCCAGAGGCAAACUCGGUGAUUUUUCUCUCUAUUCUUACUACCUUGGGUCAGCCGGGCACAUCGUCCUUUUUGCUUGGUUAUUAUUCGCCAUGACAGCAGCAGUCGGUGAAUGGUCGCCAGUCAUCUACUUGAGGGUUUGGUACUCAAAGUCGCCCGAUAACCCAUACCCAUUCAUUGGAUACUGCGCAAUCGCGAUUUUGUGCAUAAUUCUCAAUGUUUCGAGUGGCGCAUACUACUUCACAUUCAUCUUCAAGAAGGCGAACAAAGAGCUACAUCACCGCCUCCUACAUGCGGUUAUGGGUGCAACACCGCAGUACCUGAACGAAACCGAUUCGGGCGUCCUACUCAACCGAUUUGGACAAGAUAUCUCUCUCAUAACGCGUAAACUGAGUCUUCUUGUGAACCAAUUUGUUUUCUUGUUCUUCACCGUCCUCGUGGAGAUGGUAAUAAUUGCCGCUGGUUCCGCUUAUGUUGUACCCGUCAUGGCACUCCUUCUCGCGCUUUUAGCUGUCAUUCAGGUGUUCUACCUUCGAAGCUCCAGACAGCUGCGACAAAUCGAACUAGAAUCAUCUGCCGCCCUGUUCACGCUCUUUACGGAGGCGAGCGAAGGUGUCCAGCACAUUCGCAGUUUUGGUUGGCAGCAGCACUUUCGCCGAGAACUUUACGCCAAACUGGACCGAUCUCAGAAACCAACCUAUCUGCUCUACUGCAUCCAGCGCUGGCUAACACUCAGCUUGGAUAUUACCUCUGCUGUUACCAGCGUUAUUCUGGUGAGCGUAACGACGUCGCUUCCCAGUCAGACAACGUCGGCCGCGGUAGGGCUAGCGAUGCUCGGCCUCAUGGGAUUCAGCGAGACUGCAAAUGUUUUUAUUCAAAGCUGGACAUCAGUCGAGACUGGACUUGGCGCGGUUCGGCGCAUCAAGCUCUUCGUGAUGAACACACCCCAAGAAAAAGACACUCUCUCCGCCCCGCCUGUCCCUGACAAUUGGCCGACUGAGGGAAAGCUAGAUUUCAACUGUUUGACAGCAACCUACAGGACGGCUGACGGCACCGAAAAUAAGGCCGUUGACAAUCUUACCGCCACCAUCUUGGGAGGUCAGAAAGUCGGGCUGAUGGGCCGCACAGGAAGUGGAAAAUCGACAGUGUUAUCCGCCAUCCUUCGUAUGGUGGACUGCAACGGCAGCGUCAGCAUCGACGGGCGCGACACUCGAACGGUGCCCCGAGAGCUUCUCCGUUCGCGCAUCACAACCAUAACCCAAGAUGGUCUCCGUCUGAAGGCACCGCUUCGCUUCAACAUGUAUCCUUUCGAUGCCCGAGGCGGCCUAGAUGCCAACUACACCGCAAUGCGGUUCUCUGCCAGCCAAAAGCAGCUUGUUUAUAUUGCGCGUGGAAUUCUGCACCAAGCGAAGACCGGCAACAAGAUUGUGAUGAUAGAUGAAGUGACGAGUAGCAUGGCGACAGAUGCAGAACCUGAGCUACAGCGACUAAUUGAUGUGGCAUUCAAUAGUUGCACGAUCCUAGUUGUUUCACAUCGUCCGGAAUCUUUCCAGACGGCGGAGAGCGUCCUUCGAUUCAAAUUUGGCGUGCUUGACAGCGUACUCUACAGGCAGAGUAACGGGGACUUCGCUGAGGUUGAGACUGAGUGA